Messenger RNA from Talaromyces proteolyticus, 1203 nucleotides. RefSeq names its product putative alpha-1,2-mannosyltransferase. The record is from RefSeq and is a predicted model, not a curated record. Lineage: Eukaryota; Fungi; Ascomycota; Eurotiomycetes; Eurotiales; Trichocomaceae. Gene Ontology annotation, biological process: protein O-linked glycosylation; cell wall mannoprotein biosynthetic process; protein N-linked glycosylation. Gene Ontology annotation, cellular component: membrane; Golgi apparatus. Gene Ontology annotation, molecular function: alpha-1,2-mannosyltransferase activity. The coding region runs from base 1 to 1203 and encodes 400 amino acids. The transcript is spliced from 4 exons.
AUGUCUUCGAGUUCCGGUCGAUAUAUUCGUUAUCUGCUGUUUGCUGUCUUUGGACUGGCAAUUAUAGGCUUCAUUUCACGAUCGUCGCUGCCUCUGCCUGAGAAAUACGAAUCUGCGCUUCUCCUCAACAAGGGAAAACAAUCCACGGAAUCCACGGAAUCGAAGCCAAUCGAUACCUCGCACCAAAGUCCAGUCGUCUCCCGGCCCCCGGAGUUGACGCCUUCUGGCGACCGUAUCAAUGCGACUUUUGUGACGCUUGCCCGAAAUAAUGAUAUUUGGGAGAUCGCCAAGUCGAUCCGGCAGGUAGAGGAUCGCUUCAAUCGCAACCACCACUACGACUGGGUUUUCUUGAACGACCAACCGUUUGACGACACUUUCAAGAAGAUCACGACUUCUUUGGUGUCUGGAAAGACCCAUUAUGGACUGAUCCCGAAGGACCAUUGGUCGUAUCCCGAGUGGAUUGAUCAAAACAAGGCCAAGAAAGUGCGCGAGGACAUGAAGGAGCGCAAAAUCAUCUACGGAGACUCUGAGAGCUACCGACACAUGUGCCGCUACGAGUCCGGUUUCUUUUUCCGCCAUGAGUUGAUGCUCAACUACGAGUACUACUGGCGUGUUGAGCCCAGCAUUCAAUUGUUCUGCGACAUCUCGUUUGAUCCGUUCCGAUACAUGAAGGAGAACAACAAAAAGUACAGCUUUGUGCUCAGCUUGUACGAAUACUUCGAGACCAUUCCGACUCUCUGGGACAGUGUCCAGAAGUUCGCCUCGGCUAAUCCCCAACAUAUCGCCGAAGAUAACUCGAUGGGGUUCCUUAGCGACGACGGCGGAAAGACGUACAACAAGUGCCAUUUCUGGUCCAACUUCGAGGUCGGUAGUCUGGAAUGGCUGCGAUCCGAUGCUUAUAUCGAUUACUUCACUUCCCUCGAUAAAGAUGGCGGGUUCUUCUAUGAGCGAUGGGGUGACGCGCCAGUCCAUUCGAUCGCUGCGGGUCUUCUUUUGAAAAAAGAAGAAAUCCACUUCUUCAACGAAAUCGCGUACUAUCAUGUGCCAUUCACCCACUGCCCGACUGGUGAACAGACCCGACUUGACCUAAAAUGUCACUGCAAUCCUUCCGACAACUUUGACUGGAAAGGCUACUCUUGCACAUCUCGCUAUUUCCAGAUUAAUAAUAUUCCCAAACCAGAAGGCUACGAAAAGGAAGAGUGA